AUGUCUGGGUCGCGGGGAUCGAGACAGCCAGCCAUGGCCGACAUUACUAUCGCCGAUGUAGGACCCGGUAUACAACCACCCACCCUCCCCGAAUCAUCCACUCCGGCAGUCACGUGCCCAUGGCGUCAGUUGAUCCCGGGACUGGAGCAGGUCAUCGCCUCACCACCAACAUCCUACACCACUUCGCCCGCCUCCUACGGCCCACUCCGCAACGGCUAUUAG
Messenger RNA from Penicillium lagena, 222 nucleotides. RefSeq lists its product as uncharacterized. The record is from RefSeq and is a predicted model, not a curated record. The coding region runs from base 1 to 222 and encodes 73 amino acids. Lineage: Eukaryota; Fungi; Ascomycota; Eurotiomycetes; Eurotiales; Aspergillaceae. The transcript has a single exon.